GGACCGUUUAAUUCAAAUCAGGUUUCCGAUUUGAAAAAUGUUUGAUAUUAAAAUUGACUGAACUGAAAUCAGCUUGGUAUCGGAAGGAGUUUAUCGAUGUUUACACAGAUUUGCUCUUAUUACACCGACGUGUUUCAUUUGGAAGCGAUUACUGAGCCAGCGGGUGGAAGGACGGAAUAAGCGGAAAACGUUUCUCAGCAAUAAAGCGUGGGCACAGAUUAAUUAAUACCCAGAUGUCUCUCUUCUGACUAAAAAGCGUAAGCGAUUGGUCACUGCGCAUCGCUUGCUGCGCAUGCUUAGCAAGUGACUAGAGGCAUUCACCAGCCCCCCCCCCCUCGAAAUAAUGUUUCAAAAUGGAGCCGACCUGAAUUGAAGUGAAAAACUGCACGAUGUGUUCAAAUGAAGCGGAAUAUAUGUACAUUUAUUGAUUUGUACAGGAAAUGCCAUUCGAUGUAAAGAUAUUCACACACUUUUUAAAUUAAAUAUAUUUGAAAAUAUUCGUCGAACAGGGAUUUCUAAUGCUUAUAAUUCUCAUUUCUCCGCUCCUACGACAAUCGAGUGAAUGCCUUUGGUCACUUUUUGAGCAAGCGUUUACGCUUUUUUAAUCAGAAGAGAGACAUCCGGAUAUUAAUCUGUGGGGUGGGUGUUUUAAGAGAGAUGGGUGCCAAGUUAGUGGGUGCUGGGCUGGUCAUGCCACGUACGGAAAGGUUUUGAAGAUUUCAAAUGGUGCAACAACCGUAACGCGUGUCCCUGAUUUAGAAACGAUUACUGAGUCAGCUGGCGGAUGGAUUAAAUGGAAAGUGACAUUGCCAGAACUUGCCAAACUUCGCAUGCUACGAUUUUUCUGAAUAGCAAAUAAAAAUGGUGACAACACAUCGUAUUUUUGAAAGUAUAGCAGUUCUAAAUGUAAACAAAACUCUAUCUUUACGUACGGGCUUGAUUUUCGCUUUAAAUUAGGCGAAACUGAUGUUCGUUAGCAGUAGAGCGUGGGUUUGACAAAGGGUGGGCGUCAAGCGGGUGGUGGGCCAGUGGGACGCCACGUACAGAGAGGAAUGAAAGACCGUUUUAUGUAAAUCAAUAUCAUCGCUUCUGACACUCAUCUUCAUUUGAUGUUAAGAUGCAAACUAGCCAACGUCUGUAUAUUUUCCUUGUGGUUGCUUGUGGUUUCUUAAUUGUAUGGGUCAGUUAUUUCAAGACCUCUGAGACCCAUUCUUCCAGCACCUCUCCCACAAAGAAUUCCACUUCAUACAUGAACAUCUUGAGCUCAUUUCGUGGAAUAUUAGAUAAAGGACUAAAAGGAAAUCCAACUGAGAAAAAUACUGGGGUUGAAUUGAGCACCCAAGAUUCUGAAACAAGUGACAGUAAAAACCCCAGCACUCUGCGGACACAAGGUUCCUCGUCCGCUCCAUUUAAUAAUCUUGGUUUGUCAUUGUUUCGAGAUGGUAAAACCCUAAAUCGAAGCACAUUAGCAAGGCAAGAUUUUGCACCAAGUUCCUCUAAACAGCCCGUACGAUUCAAUUCACCUGAUUCUAAAUCACAAACUCUUCAGCCUCAGGCACCGGUCACAACACAGGAUUCAGCACCAUUUCCCUCUAAAAAACCCACCAUAUUCAAAGCACCAAGCACCACAAAGAAACCAAGCACCACUAAGGCUCCGGAAAGUGAAGAUUGGAUGAGCUCGAUUCUUUUGGAUAAAGCGGCGGAAUGUCCUUCGGUGAAAAAAGCGGAGAAUAAUAAGGAUUCCGUGAGUUGCCGUAUACCAGAACUUGAUCCCUUCCAUCCGUCAAUCAUGCAAUAUAUCAAGGAAACGGGAAAACCGUAUUGUCCUGGGACAACAUAUGGCAGUCUGUGGGAUGGAAAAUUGAAAUUCAUUGAUCCAAACAUUCUCUCUGCUAGUUAUCGUCCAGUGCUUAGAAAUGGCGACUUUUCUCAUAAAUUGGGUCCGGCAGUCGAAAUCACGUCGGAGACUUACAUACCAGACGACAUGAUCGAAGUCACGUUCCGCUUCAAAAAUGGUCAAACCAAGACGGACUUUUUCUUGCAAGUUGCAACCAAAAGUCGCAACGUUGAGACGGAUUCCGCAAAGAAACCCGGAAUGCCAUUGAGCAUCUUGGUGUUGGGCAUUGAUUCCUUGUCAUACGGCAACACACAUCGUAAGUUGCCCGAGGUUGUCAAGUUCAUAACGGAGAAUAAUGGGUUGUUCUUCACCGGGCAUACAGUCAACGGUGAUGGUACAACACCGCAGUUAACUGCCAUGUUGACGGGCAAGCACGUGGAAGAACAGUACGAGGCCAGAACCGGGAAAUCUGGGGCAAAGCCGCUUGAUGGAUGGACGUGGAUCUUUAAACAAAUGAAGGAAUACGGUUACUUGACAGGAAUAACCGAAGACGGCAUUUGGGAUGGACCAUUUCAGUAUCGACUCAUGGGAUUCAAAGAUCCUCCUACAGAUUUCUACCCUCGUCCUUUCUUCCUGGAUAUUGCCCGGAGGACAAGAUACCCCACUGACCGCUGUAUCAACAACAGAAAUGUGCCUUCAAUCCAUUGGGAAUACGUCAGCACUGUUUUUAACUCAUAUCCGAAGAAGCUCAAGUUCUUCGUUUCUUUUAACGCUGGAUAUUCGCACCACGAAAUCAACAAUGUGAAGAAGAACCAAGGGGCUUUAAUGGGCGUUUUGAACGAUUUGAAGGCAAAGGGUCACCUGGAAAAUACGCUGGUCAUCGUGAUGGGCGAUCACGGGCUCAGGUUUGGUAAGGUAAGAACCCAGGUCCAAGGAAAACUUGAAGAGAGGCUGCCUUUAUUCUCGAUAAUCCUUCCCCCCUGGUUCGAAUCGAAAUACCCUAACGUUAUGAGAAAUCUGAAAAUAAACCGGGGGAGGCUUACGUCGUGGUUCGACGUUUACGCGACGUUCCGUCACGUGCUCUCGUACCCAGACCUCCCGACGGGGAUCACGCGCGGGCAAAGUCUUUUCGUGGAGGUCCCGAAAAACCGGACGUGUAAAGAUGCCGGGACGGUGGAGCACUGGUGCCCAUGUUUACAAUGGGUCACGGUCGAUGUUAACCACCCGCAUAUACAAAAGGCUGGUUUGGCUGCCAUCGAGUAUAUGAACGAUUUAUUGUCGAAAGAUAACUCCAGUGCAAAUAUGUGCGCUCAGUUAUCGCUGAAAUCUAUAAACUUCGCGCAGUUGGAAAGGCCAAAUGAGGCGGUUGUGAAGACGCAUCUUAGUGGGGCAGCGGUGUUCAAGCAGAGCGAAGAAUACUUUUGCCGGUAUCAGCUGCAAUUUCAAACCUCUCCGAGCGAGGGUCUGUUCGAAGCUACCGUGAAAUAUCACAAAAGAAGGUUCAUCGUGGGAACCAGCAUUAGCAGAAUAAACCAAUAUGGCGACCAGCCAAAGUGUGUGGCUGCGAAACUACCGCAUGUUAGGAAAUUUUGUCUGUGUAAAGAUUAUAAGGGUCCGUUAGGUUAGAGUAUUUCGGUAGUUAGCUUACAUUAAUAUAAUGCAAAAUGUCCCAGAGGAACCUGCGUGCAUAAUUAAUUUGUGCAACAAAAGGAAACCGGUAUUAACUUCUGAAUACACGAAUUUAAUAUUUGAGAUUAGUUUAGGAUUAGGGUUUGAUUUAAAAUUAGCGUUAACCUUAAUCAACCAUAAGCCUAAUUUAAGACUUAAUCAUAAUCGGCCUAACCUAAUCUGAAGAAUUAAAUUCGUGUAUCUAGGAUUUAGUGAACAUGCACUUUUAUACCAGAAAAUCUGCAGGAAAAGCCGGCAUUCUUGCGUUUAGCCUGUAUUGGUUUUGAACCAUAAAGUUAAAACACCAGUAACAUCUUCGGAAAACGCUUUAUUAUGGAACACAGUUUUACAAGUAUAAGAUGUAGAAUUUUUGAAAUUCAUAAUAUUUGCUUUGCUUUACUUAAUAUAAUAAUUUAUACUAAUAAAAUGAAUUGAAUGUAUGCCUGAAGCCAUGGUGGGUGAGGAUUGUAGAUCGUCAAGUUAUUCAAUAAACACUUUAGGCAUUCUUUAGUGGAUUAUUUCUCUUUAUAA
This is a messenger RNA of Dendronephthya gigantea, 4036 nucleotides long. RefSeq lists its product as uncharacterized. The record is from RefSeq and is a predicted model, not a curated record. The transcript has 11 exons. NCBI's taxonomy places the organism in Eukaryota, Metazoa, Cnidaria, Anthozoa, Malacalcyonacea, Nephtheidae. The coding region runs from base 1118 to 3463 and encodes 781 amino acids.